Molecule: messenger RNA, 975 nt
Organism: Raphanus sativus (radish)
Lineage: Eukaryota; Viridiplantae; Streptophyta; Magnoliopsida; Brassicales; Brassicaceae
Product: nifU-like protein 1, chloroplastic
Exons: 3
Coding region: 90-779 (229 amino acids)
Biological process (GO): iron-sulfur cluster assembly
Cellular component (GO): mitochondrion
Molecular function (GO): iron-sulfur cluster binding; iron ion binding
Source: RefSeq, a predicted model, not a curated record
UCGGCAAUUUUUAUAUUUAUUUUCGUGGCCACAGAAACACAAAACUAAUCAGUAGAAUCCCCACGACGACGACGACGACGACGACGACGAUGGCUUCUCUCGCGACUUCAAUCGCCGGAGCUGGAACCUCCAAGAUUCUCGUUUCAAAGGGAAUUGGGUUUCCUGUAAUCUCCUAUCCCAACUCGAGAGUCUUCUUCCUUUUCGCUAGACCGAUCUCUAAAAGUGGGAUCUCUCCCCGAUCGGCGAUACACGCUUCAAGCCAAGAGGAAACAAAGUCUUCACCUUUCGCAUCCGUUGCAUCACCCCCGGGUCUAUACUCUGCUCAGACUUUCGAUUUGACUCCUCAAAACGUCGACUUGGUCCUCGAAGAUGUUAGGCCGUUCCUCAUCUCCGACGGUGGGAACGUCGACGUUGUCUCCGUUGAAGACGGCGUCGUUUCUCUCAAACUCCAAGGAGCAUGUACUAGCUGUCCGAGUUCUUCAACAACCAUGACGAUGGGAAUCGAAAGGGUACUCAAAGAGAAGUUUGGCGAUGCUUUGAAAGAUAUUCGACAAGUUUUUGAUGAAGAAGUUAAGCAUAUAACCGUGGAGGCAGUGAAUGCUCAUCUUGAUAUACUGAGACCAGCGAUCAAGAACUACGGAGGAAGCGUGGAAGUUUUAUCAGUUGAAGGGGAAGACUGUGUUGUGAAGUACGUUGGACCUGAAUCGAUUGGAAUGGGAAUUAAAGCAGCGAUUAAAGAAAAGUUCAAGGACAUAUCUAAUGUUACCUUUACAAGCUAGAAACUGUAUAUGUAAAAAAAGAAAACACAAAGUUGCUCUUUGUUUGAGCUUAUUUCAUUUUGUAAUGUCCACAUCACUAGUAGUCUCUUUGAGCUAUCUUGCAAAGUUGAUCAAGAACAGUGUGUAGACAAAGAAGCAAGUUGUUCUCCAAGUCACCAAUCUCUUCACCAAAAAAUAAAAAGAACACUGUUUUAUA